GUGAAGCCUGCCUAAAACCACUUAGAGAAGCCAGCAUUUACUCCCGGGAGAGACGGAAAACACUCGUGUGGGAGACUCCCGAGGCAGGAGUAUCUCCUUCGAUGGAAGAGGAAAGAGGAACCUUCCCGCUCAGCACCUCUACAGCCGUUUGACGGCAAUGGUUUAUAAACAGAGGUAUCACUGAUUAUGGUUUUGCGUGAAACUUCAAGGACUUGCUUCCAUCAGAGUGCUGUGCUUGUACAGAUCUUGCCCACUGAGUCUCUGUCUAGACACACUUCACACCUUGUGACUUGCUAUGUGCCUGGGUGUUCUGGGUGCGAGACACAAAUGCACACAAAGAGAUAAUCCAACACUCUAAGCUCCCCGGCUUCCUAUUGUGGUUAAGCAAGCGAGGCACAGAAGCAGCUCACUGUCCUCAACACACCUUGAACCCUCUCACCCGGAUUGUGAGGCAGACCUCGCACACGCUCACCGCGCCCGACUGCCAGCUGCCAACUCGGCCUCCUGCCACAGCCAUGGACUCGCUGGUGAAGAAGUCUCUGGCUGCUCCCGUCAAGCAGCUCACCUGCUGCAUGGCGGGCGCCAAGGACAACGACAACUGGGUCAGCAGGAACGCCAGGAACCUCAAGGGGGGGAAGGGAAAGAGCGCCCCCUCCAGGACGGCCCAGGCCGCGCCGGACCCGGCCCUGAUUCGCUCGUACCAGGCCGACCUGGAGAGGGAGAGGAAACUGAGGGAGGCGAGGAAUGCCCAGAAGAACGCGGAGAGGGCAGCCAUGAGGGCUCAUUUCAGGAGAAAGUACCAGCUCGCAAAGAACUCCAAGGACACCAGCCAGCUGAAAGCAGUGGGAGGGAAGGUGGCGCUCCCCCGCGAACUGUCUGCGAUGGUGCGGCCCGAAUCCUCCUCCAAGGACGAAGCGUACAGCAUAUUUGGUGCCUUCCAGGGCAUUAACCUAAAUCUGGGGAUGCUGACGGGCGGUGCACAGAAGCAGACGCCAGCGAACGGGGAGCAGUGCCGGGUCAUGUGAUGCACAUGACCGCGUUCGCCCGGCUCCUGCUGAGUCACACCCUGCGGCACUCCUGCGCUGAACCAAAUCCAGAGAAACAGGCACACACUACCCUGCGCUGAGCCUAACCCAGAGAAACAGGCACACACUACCCUGCGCUGAACCUAACCCAGAGAAACAGGCACACACUACCCUGCGCUGAGCCUAACCCAGAGAAACAGGCACACACUACCCUGCGCUGAACCGAAUCCAGAAAAACAGGCACACACUACCCUGCGCUGAACCUAACACAGAGAAACAGGCACACACUACCCUGCGCUGAACCGAAUCCAGAGAAACAGGCACACACUACCCUGCGCUGAACCUAACCCAGAGAAACAGGCACACACUACCCUGCGCUGAACCUAACCCAGAGAAACAGGCACACACUACCCUGCGCUGAACCUAACCCAGAGAAACAGGCACACACUACCCUGCGCUGAACCUAACCCAGAGAAACAGGCACACACUACCCUGCGCUGAACCUAACCCAGAGAAACAGGCACACACUACCCUGCGCUGAGCCUAACCCAGAGAAACAGGCACACACUACCCUGCGCUGAACCUAACCCAGAGAAACAGGCACACACUACCCUGCGC
This is a messenger RNA of Anguilla rostrata (American eel), 1643 nucleotides long. RefSeq lists its product as uncharacterized. The coding region runs from base 516 to 1025 and encodes 169 amino acids. Gene Ontology annotation, cellular component: terminal bouton; SNARE complex. Lineage: Eukaryota; Metazoa; Chordata; Actinopteri; Anguilliformes; Anguillidae. Gene Ontology annotation, molecular function: syntaxin binding. The record is from RefSeq and is a predicted model, not a curated record. The transcript is spliced from 4 exons. Gene Ontology annotation, biological process: neurotransmitter transport; regulation of neurotransmitter secretion; synaptic vesicle exocytosis.